AUGAGAGUGUACAGCUGCCAUUUCUGCUCGUCUCCGGUAUACCCAGGCCAUGGGAUCAUGUUUGUGAGAAACGAUGCUAAAGAGUUCCGGUUUUGCAGGUCCAAGUGCCACAAGAACUUCAAGCAACGUAGAAAUCCAAGAAAACUUCGCUGGACCAAGGCGUUCAGAAAGGCUGCCGGUAAGGAGCUGGCCGUGGACAGCACGCUGGCAUUCGCACAGCGUAGAAACGUUCCCGUUCGUUACAACCGUGAGCUGGUGGCCACAACGCUGAGAGCCAUGGCCAGAGUCGAGGAGAUCAGACAGAAGAGAGAACGUGCAUUCUACAAGAACCGUAUGCGUGGUAACAAGGAACGCGAUUUCCUCAGAGACAAGAAGCUGGUGGAGUCCAACCCAGAACUGCUCAGAAUGAGAGACGUGGAGCUGGCACGCGCAGAGGCCAAACAAGCCGAGGCCGACGAAGGCGAGGAAAGCGAAGAAAUGGACGUCGACAGCGAGGAGGAAGAAGAAGAAGACGCUGAAGAAGAAGAAGAGACCCAGAAACAGAAAAUCCUGCUUACCAACAAGCGCAAGAACAAGAAGAUCGCUUUCUGA
Molecule: messenger RNA, 591 nt
Organism: Lachancea meyersii CBS 8951
Lineage: Eukaryota; Fungi; Ascomycota; Saccharomycetes; Saccharomycetales; Saccharomycetaceae
Source: the annotation of a GenBank genome assembly